UAAUCGUAUCAUUGUCGACUUUUCGAGCGGGAAAAAUCGAAUUUUUCGACUGGGAUGGCGGACUUUGAUGCGAUUUACGAGGAGGAAGAGGAGAACGAACAAAAUUUGGAGGAGCAUUAUGUGACGAUGGUGCCUGACCCUAUAAUUAUUCGUGGCGCUGGAAAUAUGACAGUGUUUGGGCUUAGCAAUCGUUUCGAGUCAGAGUUUCCUAGUGGCCUGGUAUCGAGAGUAGCGCCGGAGGAAUUCAAGGCAACCGUUAUGAGAAUAAACAGUGUAUUGAAAAAGACAUUACCGGUUAACGUUAAAUGGUUAUUCUGCGGUUGUGUAUGCUGCUGCUGUACCUUGGGAUGCUCCUUGUGGCCGGUUAUUUGUCUGAGUAAAAGGACGCAACAUUUGCUUAAUAAAUUGUUGGAAUGGGAGAACGGUAGACUGUAUCAUAAACUUGGAUUACAUUGGCGAUUAACUAAACAAAGAUGCGAUAGCUCCUCCAUGAUGGAAUACGUACUUUUAAUCGAAUUUAUUCCAAAAAUACCAAUCUAUAGACCGGAUUAAAAAUUUGAAUAAGUAACAAUUAUGUCUCGUACAAUCGACAAGGAUAGGAUGUUUGUGUGUGUGUGUGUGUGUGUGUGCGCGUGCGUGCGUGCGUGCGUGCGUGUAUAACAAAGGCACUCGAGUAGCCAGAUUCGUUAUAUGUAAUUUUAUAGAGCGGAGAAAAGCAGUAGAUAUCGCAGUAAUGCCAUAGAUGUUUGGUGGAACGCAUAUUUUUGUAAAUAUUACGCGUAGGAGGCAAUACACGGUAAAAUGAUAAGAGAUAGGUAUACGGGCAAUAGCAGAUAGUCGUCGAUUAAUGGCGCGAUGUUGCAUCGUCGAUGGUGCGAUAUAUAGAGGAGAUGCACGAGUUAAACGUAUUCCAACGUAUUUGAUGUUACUUGAUUUCGUCAUUGACGAAAAAUGUAGCGUAAAUCGAGAUCCGUCUCUGCGCAUUUUAUUACCAUUGAUAGAUACCUUAGAGUACGAUCGAAAUACGAGCCAUUUACACUCCCAUCUUUCAUAAUAAUAUGAAAGAAUCAUGUUGUUGAUAUCUAUCCAUUGACGAAUCAUUGACGAAUCGACGAGAAGAGAUGAGAAGGUAUUUUUCGUUUAUGCAAAAAUAUGUAUCCUCUUCUUCGUAUAAGCUAUCGCGGAUAUAAUGCGUAAGCGUUUAUUAUUAUUAUUAUUAUUAUUAUUAUUUCAAAUUUUUAAUCUACUCUUACUUACUUGAUAUUGUUUUAAUAUCGAGGACCUAUCGGCUAAUUAGUAUUUCAAUUCUCAGGUAAGAAAUUAAUCUCAAUCAGUACAACGAAUAUAUUAAAUUUUAGGAAAAAAUAAUGUAAAAAGUGAAAAUGACCCUAUAGACAAUUUUGUGUAAUUGCAAAAUGUAUCGGAUUAAGCGUAACUUGUACAUAUGACUGUGUAUACGUAUAGAUUUACAUUACGUAUGGGUUUAAUUUCUUACCGCGGUGAUAUUUGAGAAAUUACGCUAUCUAUGUACAGCUUAAAAAUUAAUUUCAAAUUUUAACGAACUAUUACAAAAUGAAUUCUCUUAUAGUUAUAGAAAAUUGAUAUGCUUGUGCGCUUAACUUGGUAUUGCUUACCAUCGAAAAUGUGAAAAAUGUUGAUUAAUUAACGAUAAGGACAGUCAUUUACAAUUGACGUUGGCACAAUGCUUUGGAAGAAUAAAUAUUGAUCGUUUCUUCUUCGUAUUACUGUCGUAAUCAACAACGUUGUCAUCCUAAACAAUAUAUCGAUAGACACUCCACUUCUGUGAAUAGGAGCGAUGUAUGUACUCGGGCGUGCAUAUAUUCCUAUCUCAGGUUUUAUUCCUUUUUUCUUUUUUUCUCCUUUUCUUUUUUUCUUUUUUUCUUUUUUUCUUUUUUUUUUUCCUUUUGCUUUUUUUCCUUUUUUCUUCCUUUCUUUUUUCCUUCUUUCUCUCUCUCUCUCUCUCUCUCUCUCUCUCUCUCUCCCAUCAAAAGCGACGAUUACGCAAUUAGUUUUGCUAUAGGAAUAAUGACAGAAUACAAAGUGAAACUUGUAAUUCGUACACAUAAUAGAUACCUUUGUUGCUAAUUCAGUGGCUGUGAAUGAAAAAGAAAGAAAAAAAGAAUAUUUUUCCAAUUGUAAUGUACACUUUAAAUAUACGCAUUUAUCAACAAUUUCAUGACACACUUGUAUGAAAUGAAUAAUGCUAAUUGUCAAAUGCUAGUCACAAUUUUCUGCAUUGGAUAAUAACUAACUAUUUUUUUGAAAUUUGUAUUUAAUAUCACGAUACAAUAAAUGUUCGAUAAGAGUCCGAUAUUUAGAGCGUUUCUCAUAUGCAGGUUUCAAUUGUCGUCUUUUACGUUGGUGCAUCCACGUACAGGCAGCAGGUAGACACGGGCGCGAUGUGCGAUCGAUAAAAACCCACGCACAUACUUCCGCUCCUAUGACAAUCCUAUCCCAGCCGAUCCCAUCCGUCUGCUCGCGGUGGAACUUCGUAAUAUAUCCAUAUACACGUGUGUGUGUGUGUGCGUGUGUGUGCGUGCGUGCGUGCGUGCGUGUGUGUGUGGUACACCCGCUGUGUCAUACAUGCUGGUAUCUGCAUUAAAAUGAUAUUUACCAAGAAUAAUUCGAUGUUAUGAUAAUUGACGACAGGUGCCUUUGCAGCUUCUAAUAACAGGAGAUCAUCACCACAGUACGUUAUAGCGUUACUACAAAGUGGUCCGAUGGAGGAUGUGCACAUACGAAAUCUAAUAUUUUUUUUGACUAUCGUAAAAAUUUUUUCAUUUAAAAUGUUUCAUCAUUAUUUUUACCAUUUAAUUAUUAGUCGCUCGUAAUAAAAGUUGAUUGUAAAUACUUUUUUACCUUGGUCUCUGUUCAUCUUAAAAUAUAUUUCAUGCUCAUCUUGAACUUGAAACUUAAUAAAAUAUUGCUUUUAACGAU
Messenger RNA from Vespa velutina, 2958 nucleotides. RefSeq names its product cysteine-rich hydrophobic domain-containing protein 2. The transcript has 4 exons. NCBI's taxonomy places the organism in Eukaryota, Metazoa, Arthropoda, Insecta, Hymenoptera, Vespidae. Bases 55 to 552 code for a protein of 165 amino acids. The record is from RefSeq and is a predicted model, not a curated record.